GCUCAGCUAACUGUAACGACAGGGCGGUUAGGUUGUUAUUUGUUGUUUAGACUAGUUACGCUUGCUAUUCACUGUGGGCCUAAAUAAAAUUACUUAAAAUGGAAAAAUCUGCACAUUUACCACCUGGUGAAAAGGACCAAGGCAAUUAUUAUGGACCCCCACCUGCUUAUAAUGAUGCCCCAGUGGGAGGUGCACCAUAUCCUGCUCAAGGAGGUGCACAGUACCCCCCUCAAGGAGGUGCGCAGUACCCCCCUCAAGGAGGUGCGCAGUACCCCCCUCAAGGGGGUGCACCAUAUCCUACACAGUACCCCCCUCAAGGCUAUCCUGCUGGAGGAACAACAUACCCCAGUUAUCCCAAUUACCCCAUGGGCUAUCAACAGGGACAGUAUCAACAGACAUCAAACACUGUUGUGGUGACACAGCCUACAGGAAACUAUCCAGUUGUAACUGGGCCUGCGCCCCCAGAUCAAAUGUGUGCGGCCAUAUUUGUCACCUUAUGCUGUUUCUGGCCAACUGGAAUUGUGGCCAUCAUGAGGGCCAGUGAUGCAAGAAAUGCCCUGGCUCGUGGAGACCUAGCGUCUGCUCAAGUUCACUCAAGAUCUGCCAGAAGUAUGGUCAUCAUCAGUGUUGUGAUCGGCAUCAUUGCCUUCGUCGUUGCUGCAAUUAUUAUUGGCGUCUAUGUUGGUCUUGCAGUCAAUUCCUCGUACAGUACUUAUAAUAGUCGGGGCUAGUAGGUUCAACAAGAGGUUAGACAUGUUUUUGCUGAUAUUGGUGUGUUUUAAGCUUCAAGAUUAGAAGUCAUACAACAAUAGCAGAUACCAGUAAGUAAACUGAAAAUAUUUCUGUAUAAGGAUAUCAAUUUUGAGUUUAACGAGACUUUGUUUUAAAUUACUGGUUGACCACAUUGUGUGGUUUUUAAACUGUUUUGACUAAAUUUUUGUCUGUCUUAAGAUGUAACUAUUUAACAAACAAUGUAUUCUCUGUUAAUUUUUUUUCAAAUGUAAGCAUUGUUGUUUUUGCAUAAAUUAUUUAUGAGAACAAACUUUUGCCUCAUAAAUUAUUUAUGAGAACAAACUUUUGCCUCACUAUAUUCUGAUUGUGUCUGAAAAAAAAGUUUGUUUACAUAGUGAUUUAAAAUUUAAUAUGAAACUCUAUGAAAAAUUCUUUUUUCAUGUAUUUAAAUUUGUUUUAUUAUAUUGCAUAAUUAACUUUACUAUAAUGACACAUGUAUUAAGACUUGGCCAAUUUUAAAUGUUUUCAUUUUUAAUUUGUUGAAUUAUCAAUUUUUGCUGUUAUAUUUUUUUUAAAACUUUAUGCUGGGCAAAGCUCAAGCCAAAUUUUCUGUAGGUUCUAUGGCUAUUCUCGUCCCUCAAGAAUCUCAUAUUCUCUUUUUAAUUUUAAAUGCAGGAUAAAUAUUUUUGUUCUUUGCUAAAACAAAAAAAAAUUGUUGGUUUGAUUAAUUUCUUACUGAAUUGGUAAGAAACAAAUAUUUACCUGCUUUUAAAAAUUUAGUGAAAAGUUGGUUAACCUAGAAAGAUUAUUGAAAUCUUUAAUUAAGACCUGCUCAUCCAGUUUGAUAGUUUAUACCACCUUUGGGUUAGAAUGGAAGGGUGGGCACUUGGACAGUAUGGUCACAAUGGGGUGGGGUGGUGGUGUGGGGUAGAGUGGACAGGUCGGCAUUCGGACUGCAUGAAUGGAUGGAUGGGUGAGCGCUUGAUUGCUGACACAAAAGUCACAUGCUCAGUUCCUGAGCUAGAGCCUGUAGAACAUCUCUGAGUUCACUCAGCUCUAAUGGAUACCUGGGUCUGGAAGAGUGAAAGUAGGUGGAUGUAGUAUUGACCUCACUGUCCUUUCCUAUGCCCUGGUAACAAAAACAAAUAUACUCUACUUGACCAUCAGGUCUAAAAUAGACAUAACCCAAAAAAUUAAAUUGACAACUGAUGUUAGUUAAAUGAUUUUAAAUUUUAGAUAAUAGUUUAUGUUAGCUGCUCAUUAUUGACAAGAGGCCAUAGCAACAAGCUAUAAUGCUACUUCCAAAGCUUUGCCAAUUUUCUUUUGUCUUGAUUCAUUUUUAAACUGCAUUUAAAACUGAUCUAAUAGUUGUUUACUUAAAUAAUUUACACUCCUAGUUUUGUACUUAUUGAGUGUCUUAUUGUCUGAAACCCAUUCAUUCAAUUAGCAUAACCCAUUUUUCUUUAAGGAAACUAGUUAAUUUUAUAAAUGUAGAGUGUGAUUUAAGUUUCCUGUAUAUUUUCUAUGCCUUGGGGGUUUUUAAAUAUUUUUUUAAAGUGUGUUAAAAUGUAACAUUGGGUUUGUACAUAUUAUAUAUAUCUUAGUGUUUUAAAAUUACAAUUUAUUUUUUAAAUUGUAAUUGACUUGAAUACUAAAAUGUAGGCCUACCAUUAUUCCUAUGUUGGUUUAAUGUGAAGUUAUUUUUUUUUUCCAAAAUAAAAUCUAUCCAAUCUGAGCAAAUGACAGAAGAGUCUUGUUUUAAAAAUAAACUGUCAACAAACCUGGCCAUUAAAAAGAUUGUUACCUGGAUCUUUUGGUGUUUUCAAAUUUAGACACCUGUAUUUUAUUCAACUGUUUUUCUUACCAGUUUAAAAAUAUCAUGUGCCUAGACAUGGAUGUAAUAUGUUUAUAUUUAGUUUACUUCAAACCUCUUGAUGUAAUAUAAUAUGUUUAUAUUUUGCUUACUUCCAACAUUCUCAACCGUUAGACACACAACAGUACUAUGACCAGUAUUGUUACUAGCAUUAUUGGUUGAAUAUUUUAAAAAAUGACAAAUUUUUUUUUAAAAAUCAUAUUUUACUGCUGCUAAAAAAAACUUUGGCCUUACAGUCUGGUCCAAAGAAUUUAUUUACACAUCUACUGCUGUUGCAAUAAAAGUUUUUUGUGUGAAUAUUUUUAUUGUGUCCAAAAAUAUUUAGGUUUCUAUAUAUUUAAAAAAAAUUCAAGUUGUAAAAAAUAUUAUACACUUUAUAUUGUUUACUUUUAAAAAUAUAUUUUGGUGUUGAAUGUGUGCUCUCCCAUGAGUGUAUUUUAAACUUAUAUUGUAUCUCAAGUUUUAAAACUUCAUUAAUUUGUUUCAUGGUGUGAAUGUUUUUUUACUACAAUGUUAAGCUCGAUUUUGUUAAAAUUCUUUUAAAUCAAAUUUAGUAAUUUACAUCUGAGAGAUUUUACUACAAUUUUUGGGCUGCUGAUCCUUACACACCAAAUGGUCAACCUAGUCUAGUCAAUAUGAUUGUUGAGAUGGCUAUUUUUACAUUUUACUAUGCUUAGAUCUAUAUUUUAAUUAAAUUUACUAGAGUGAUAUUUUACUUUAAAUAAAACAAUGUUGUUAAAAGCACAUUAUUUUUAUUUUAGUGAGCAAAUUUGUGUCAAAAGUUUAGAAUUUUCAUUUAAAUGUGCAAACUGAUAUUUUAUACUUAGGCUUAUGAAAUAUAAAUUUAAAUUAAUAUUAAACUAUCCUAGACCAAGAGUCUAUGGCCUGAC
Molecule: messenger RNA, 3495 nt
Organism: Physella acuta
Lineage: Eukaryota; Metazoa; Mollusca; Gastropoda; Physidae
Product: proline-rich transmembrane protein 1
Cellular component (GO): membrane
Source: RefSeq, a predicted model, not a curated record